AUGAGACAUUGGAGGGCUGCCCUUGACCAGAUCUACGACUACAAUGCAAAUCGGGCACCGCCAGCAUACAGCCCACGCUCAGAUACCGAAAAGGCGUUACACGAAGCCCUAAAACAGCUUGAAUUGCAAUGCAAAGAGCGGAUCGAUCUUCUCGAAGCUCUUCGAGUAUCACGACAAGAAGAAGCAACCCCGCCGCCGCCGCCACUUGGAAGAUUAACCAAACGACCGGGUCUACCUGAAGGGCGAGGGUCUCUUGGACAAGGCACAAUCACUGCCAUGCAAUAUUCUGAGCUAUCUCGUCCAGCUCUCCCACAUCGUCCAUCACAGCCCCGCCGUACGUCAUCCGAACUGGCUAUUGUGGAUGGGCCUAGUACACAUCUUGAUCCAACUCCAAACUUGCCAUCAAUGCCUCGAUCGGCUUCGCCAGGGGGGCCUGCUCUACCGCCCAGACCGAGCAAGACGCUACGAACGCCGAGCCCAGAAAAACACACGAUGAGAACAACACUGCGCUCCGGCAAACCGGGUGAUAAAGCUAUAAAGUCGCGCAAGACACAUAAACCUCUGGCGGAAGGGUCUAGCAAAGCUGCAACCUUAGCAUGGAGCGCCCUUAGCUCAAGAGACAAGUUUGCAAGAGGUACUCAGUCAGAAUCGACUCCAGCGACAGCAAGCCCUAGUUCUCGUGUCUCCCUUGAACAAACCCGCAGACCAACCCCAACUCAAUGGGAUAGUCAUUCCAGACGACUAGUCGUUCCUAGGGACCGUGACUUUGAUGGAAAUUCAGCAUCCACCGCGCGUCACUCCGACGAAUAUUGUUAUACUCGUCCAUCGAUGCUGUCAGUAACCGCUGCUUCAAGCGCCCUUAACUCGUCCUCUUAUCAGGAUUUACCUUCUUCGGACGUGUAUACUAGCCGGUCAGAACGGCUGGCAAAUGCACGCAAUGGAGUCCCUUCACCCUCGAUUCGCAAAACGUCAAGACAAGAGUUGGCUAACGACACUGAAACUGCUGACGAUUCCGGAGAGACGUCUGAGAGGAGAAAUCCGCCUAAUAAUCUACCAACUAGAAGUCCCGCGGCAAAGCAGCCAGAGAGAUCCUCAAAACCAUCAAUGUCAUAUACCGAGAACAGAGAUCGAUCACGACGACGCGAACGCAGGGCUCGACACGUUUCUGUCUCAAGUACAUCUGGUGAUGACACCAACCAACCAAAUUCUAGAACACGGAGAGUGAAGGCAAAGGAAGACCUCGUAGAAGCUGAUUCGCAGGAGGACGAUAUAGAGGCUUCCGAAUCAGACAGAAGUCAUAAUGACAUGACUGAAUGGAAAGAUAAGAAAAAGCAGAUCUUGAAAAAUCUACCCAUAGGUGUCGAUCCGGCAGCCGCCAAGCAGAUCUUGAACGAUAUUGUCGUUCAAGGCGAUGAAGUUCAUUGGAACGAUGUUGCUGGGCUUGAAAUAGCCAAGAACGCGCUUCGUGAAACCGUUGUGUAUCCAUUCCUACGGCCAGACCUUUUCAUGGGUCUUCGAGAACCGGCUAGGGGUAUGUUGCUGUUUGGACCGCCGGGAACGGGCAAGACCAUGCUUGCGAGGGCGGUGGCAACGGAAUCCAAAUCAACGUUCUUCUCGAUCUCUGCGAGUAGCCUCACAAGCAAAUACUUGGGAGAAUCGGAAAAGCUUGUGCGAGCUCUCUUUGGACUGGCCCGAACGCUAGCACCCAGUAUUAUAUUUGUUGACGAGAUCGAUUCCUUACUGUCGCAGCGAUCGGGAUCUGGAGAACACGAAGCCACCAUGAGAAUUAAGACGGAGUUCCUUAUUCAGUGGAGUGAUCUCCAACGAGCUGCUGCCGGGAGAGAAACAACCGAGAAGGACAAGGAACGAGGGGAUGCUAACCGAGUCCUCGUACUGGCAGCGACGAACCUUCCAUGGGCGAUUGACGAGGCGGCUCGAAGACGUUUUGUUCGACGACAAUACAUCCCAUUACCUGAACCAACUACUCGAGAGACACAGCUUCGGACCUUGCUGGGCCAACAGAAACAUGAUUUAUCCAAUGAAGACAUCCUCAGACUGGUACAAUUGACAGAUGGAUUCUCAGGCUCAGAUAUUACGGCACUAGCAAAGGACGCAGCUAUGGGACCGUUGCGGUCCCUCGGAGAGGCUUUGUUACGCAUGACAAUGGAGGAAAUUCGGGCAAUUCAACUACUGGACUUCGAGGCAAGUUUAACCAAUAUACGACCCAGUGUUAGCAAAACUGGAUUGAAGGAGUACGAGGAUUGGGCACAAGAGUUUGGAGAACGUGGUGGGUAG
This is a messenger RNA of Fusarium sp. VM40, 2295 nucleotides long. The record is from the annotation of a GenBank genome assembly. NCBI's taxonomy places the organism in Eukaryota, Fungi, Ascomycota, Sordariomycetes, Hypocreales, Nectriaceae.